AGUAACUAGCGCAUUGGCUUCAAAAGAUUCACGCUACGUGUGUUACUCCUGAUUAAGCAGCGCCAUGCUACUGAAACCUUUACAUAUAUCUGUGCCGAUUAAUUUUUAAAGGCAAUAGAAAGUUAAUGGACAUGUUUGAUCCUGUUUUAUGGUAUUAUUAUGCACACGUUUAUAGGUUGAUAAGGAAACAAACGUCAUACUUCAAGUACAGCGUUCGAGGAACCUGUUUGGAAUUCACCUGUGUUCUCAUGACCCAAGGAACUGUAAACUUUCAGUUUAUGACAGCCAUUCGGAAGUGUAACAUUCAGUGCGUGUAGUCGAACUGACGCAAGUACUAACUUCAGAAACACCACGCAAGUUACGUUGUCUUAACACGCUGACUCAUUAAAACGCAGGUUCCUAUACCUUACAGAUGUCCAACAGUACAGAUCUAGGAAAUAUAAUUCCAAAAAGUCAAGCCUCAGGACCACGCCCCAGUAAAAAGAAAAACAAUGGAGGAGGGGUAGGAACAGUGUCCCUCGAAAUGUCCUACCCCUUUAUGGUCAACCUCCGAAUCAGCAAGGAGAUAAAUGAAACUUGCUCCAUGAUCGACCUGCUCAAUACACAGCUCACAGAACAAGGCUAAAGCAGAGUGAAAGAAUUGAGCAAACUCUUCUUUGUCAAUGUUUCGACGUUUGCAAAAGAUAUGAAACUAAAGAUAGCAACAAGCACACUCUUAAAACUCAAACGUUCUCUUUGGCCUUGUUCACAAAUGAAUUGGUGAACAAAAAUGUUGAUCCGAAUGAGCCUUUGUCUUAUUUUGACUGGGAUAAGGUUGCAUCCUUAGAAAUAGUUAGGUGUCAACCUGAUGCAAGUAUUCCUAAGAAACAGGAGAAUUAUGACGAUUUGAACAAGCGCCAACAGCAUCGACGACGGACACUUAUCAAGCAACAAUCCAAGAAGAGUCUGUCUUUUCUCACCCAGUAUCAACUGGUCCCCAAAGCCAUUAUCAGUACUUCGUCCUGUGGACAAGAGGUUCAAAUCAACUUUGAAAAUAAAGGUGAUAAAUCGUCGGGGUCUACGUGUGAUAGCCUCCGCUCUCUCGUCGGUGUCAUGGACAGGUUUUGUGUAAGCGAGGCUGCCUAUCAUGAAAUUACACAGUUAUAUCCAAAUCUACCACGCACUCAUUCCGUGAUAAAUACCCGUCGAGAAAUGACUGCCACUCUCGCCAUCAGUCGAGUGCCAGGAGAAGUUAAUGGAGCGAUGGUUAGCUUCAGACAGGAACUAGAUAAAAGGUUGAAGGAAAAAAUACUUGAAAACCCAAAUCUGAAGGAAGUCAUGGUUCAAUUAAGCAGUGAUGGAACCCAUGUAAGUCGCAUAUCGAACUACGUAAUAUUUGCCUUUCGGUUGGUAGACGCAACGUACACGGAUAAUCACAGUGCUGAUAACGUCAUAACUCUGGCUAUCUUAAACUGCAGAGAAGAUUAUUUCAAACUCAAAACUUCAUUACAGCCUCUAUGCGAAGAAAUUAACUCAGUCAUUGAAGCAGGGCGAGUUCAUAUUGAUGACAAGGAGAUAGCAGUUAAUAUUGUGUUCUGUGCUGACAUGAAGAUGAUCCUCACAGUAGUGUGGCUUGGGGGAGUCUCUUGCAAUCAUUCCUGUCCUUGGUGCUUAGUGCAUAGGGAUGACAGGCACAACAUGACACACCCAUUGGACUACUUCAACAGCGACAACAUGAUGAGGAACUGGCAACGAGUAACAGAACAUGCUGUAAAACGCGAGUAUGGGGUCCAUCAUACUCCUCUCCUGAAAAUAGAGAUGGAGGACUUUAUUCUGGAUGAGCUGCAUCUCCUGCUCCGGAUUACGGACGUCUUGGAGAAGAACCUGAUAAAUGAUGCAAUGACUCGAGAUAAAGAGCGUGCAGCAGUGAAAGAGAACCCUAAACAUAUGGGUGAACUUGUAAAGGCUAUCAAAUCCUGUGGGGUGCCAUUUUCUUAUUGGGAGGAAAAGGAAACAAAGAAACUGAAAUGGACAAGCUUGAAUGGGCUGGAAAAAAGAAAACUUCUGUCUAAACUUCCACAAGCAUUAAAAGGGAAGCUUCAAUCAAACACUGAAGAGAAAGUCCUAAGCUUGUGGAAGCUGUUAGACGAUAUCUACAGCACCAUUACCGCCUCUGAGCCCAUGAGAGCAGAUGAAGUCUUCAAGUUAUCACAAACUUGGGUAGAAACGUUCUUGUCACUUGGCCCUCACUUAUCAGGAUACACUGAAAAGAACGUAACCCCUUAUGUUCAUUGCAUGGUGUACCACGUACCGUUUAUGCUAAGAAAAUUUGGUACAUUGAGAAAAUUCAGCUGCCAAGCAUUUGAGAAGCACAAUGAUGUUGUCAAGAAAAUACAUCAGCGGAAAUCUAACAAGUUGGACCCCACCGUGGAGGCCCUACAGAUCUGCAAACGCAUGGAAGAAAGUUCCAAGUCCAAAAGAGACAAGCGACAAUACACCAAGCACAGACCUAAAUACUGGAAUGAGGAGAUACGUGAAGUUCGAAGCGCAAAGCGAGCAAAACUGGAUGAAAUAAACAGUCAAGCAGUUCAACCUGCUGAUCCCGUGAGCAUGACUGUUAAGGGACUAUAUUAAAAAAAAUGGGCGUCGAAACUAAGGCAAAAAGUCGCGAAGGACUGCUGAAAGAUGCACAGAGGAAUCGUGAUCGUGACAACUUUGUUCCUUUCACUUCAAAUGAACUGUUUGAAUGAAUAGGAGUCUGUAAAGAAACUGUGUUACUUUGUACUUAACAUGCAAAAAGGACAUGUCAAAUCUCGUUUUGAGUUUCAACGACUCAACUUAAUCAUUUCUUUGGAAGUAUUGGUGAUUCAGGUGAACCUUUGUUGCGCCUUGUCAUACGUGGUUCAGUUACAAACCUGUUUAGUACAACGUCAUUUGUAAGCCGGAUGAAUAUCUCAUUUUACAACUCGUCUACUUCAAGUAAUCUGAAAUUGAUUUCCCUGGAAAUAGUUAUCACGUUAUACACGUCGUGGGGCUGGCCUUGGUGAAUGUUAUGAUAACGAUCUAUCGUGACACUGUGUAUGUGUCUUAAUGCUCGGUUAUGCUAUGACAGUGAUGUGAUGUCAUAUGUAUGCACACACACAAAGGUUAUCAGGUACGACAUUAUAACUUGAACAAAAUAUUUUGCACACGAAGAAUUUAAUCUAUUUUAAGCCUCUUUACAUUUUUCUUCUCAAACACGGCAUUAUUAGGAAAUGCGUUUAUUUCCAAAACCUUGUCAACAGAUGUCAAUGCCAGCCACGGGUUUGGUCUGAAUUACCGUAUUCGACAUAAUAAGCGCCUAGGGCGCUCUCAAAAUUAGAAAUAGGGGGCUCUUAUUAGAAAAUUAUUUUGGUGGAAAAAAACAGAGUUGAAAGAUAAAUUUCGUUGUUUUUACAGACUGAAGUAUUUAUGUACGACAGAUAUAAUAUAUAUAAUCCAGAAUUUAUUAGCCCGUAACUAAGGGUGCACAUUACACACGUGUGCGUAUUGUACGCGAAUGAAUAAGUCUUGUGUACAUUGAUCAAUCGGAAGGGAUGCUAAUUGGGAUUGUUGAACGGCCAAUAUAUCAGCAAAUGUCGCUGUGGGCGCGUAUGAGAGCGGGGCGCUUAUUACGUCGAAUACGGUAAGUGCAAUAAUCUUGGACGUGACGUUAAACACAAUUUCACCUCACCUCACUUGAUAAACUACGACAGUAAUCGUUAAACCAAGCGACACCACUGUGGCGUGUUGGGACUUCCUGGUCGAUAUGGUAAAGUGUCAAGUACAAGAUUUUCGAAAUGAUAAAAUGAUUAAGAGGAAGAUAAACACACUAUUGACCGUCAAUUGUCAACAUCACAGAUCCCACAUAGCACUGGGGAUAACAUGGACCAUUUCCUGGAUUACAUUCAGGACAUGUGUGCUGACAUGAUCAUUAAUGUCACAAAAUGAAAGCCAAUGCGUCAAUGAUGUGUAUGGCCUCGCACAUAGUUCGUUAGACAUUUAUGUCGUCAUCGGGAAUUGCCCUACAUUCUUCUCUAAGUCCUUGCCCAUCUAAUUUCUGUUCAUUGGAGGAUUGGGACGGCGUUAUUGGUUCUGCUCAAAUGAUCUCAAAGAUGUUCUCUGGGUGACUAGUCUGGUGAAAGGGCUUGCCAUUGCAAAACAUUGACGUUGUUCGUGGCCAGAAGCUGUUGCACAACAUUGUCCUAUUGCAACAAGACUUGCAAGAAGUGUAACACAACGGGACAUGACACGAGGUCAAUGUAUUAAAAUAUCCAUCAAUAACGACCGGUUGUAUUCUCUGUCGACCACAUACACAUGUACCACUCCAAACCAUCACCAUACCAAACGGUACAGUUAAGCGGCAACAGGGGUUCGUUCCUUCUCCCUUUCGUCGGUAGAUCCGUGUUCUCCCGUCGGCUCUACACGACGGGUCAAAACACGAGGUCAAUAACGACCGGUUGUGUUUUCUGUCGACCACAUAU
This is a messenger RNA of Haliotis rufescens (red abalone), 4481 nucleotides long. RefSeq lists its product as uncharacterized. The transcript is spliced from 2 exons. The coding region runs from base 1093 to 2613 and encodes 506 amino acids. The record is from RefSeq and is a predicted model, not a curated record. NCBI's taxonomy places the organism in Eukaryota, Metazoa, Mollusca, Gastropoda, Lepetellida, Haliotidae.